UUUUCACUCUUCAACAACUCCAUCUUUAUCCCCACAAAACUCCCAUCCACCAUGUUGAGAGUCACAGUUAAACGAGGCUAUUCAGCCAUUAGUCCACUUACACGUUCAGGUGCACGUAAAGUGACAUUUCCAAAGGCCGUACCUUUAGUGAAAUGUAAAACUCCAAUCAGAUACUACUCAUCAAACCCCGAACCAUCUACAUCUUCAACUUCAACUUCAGAUAAUAGUCCUUUCUUCCAGUACACUUGGGGUUCAUGGUUGAAAAAUGACCAGGGAGAAAAGUCUCGUCGUGUGACCAAAUUCUCUGUGGAUGGAAUCAGUAAACUUAUUCAAGAUAUCAAUGUCAUAAGAUCUGCUACCAGUAGUACGAGUAGUGCCAGUACUAUUGAAAGACCUAAACAAUUAAAUGAUGGAUCAUAUGUAUUGAGUCAUAACUUAACUGAAGCAUUAGUAGGACCUCAAGGGAAAAAAAGUGCCCCUACCAUUAAGACUAUAGCCAGUAUCCAUGAGGGGAAACAUCACCGAGUGUAUAAAGUAACUUUAGCUAAUGACAAAGAAUUAGUAUUGAGAAUUCCUUACAAGUUAGAGUCAGACCAUGCGGUAACUCAGAAAAUCAAAAGUGAAGUAGCCACCCUUGAUUUCCUUGAUUUGAAAUUAGGCUUGAAUGUGCCUAAAGUUGUAGCUUAUGGAGACUCUAAGCUUAAUAGUUUAGGAGCUCCAUAUAUCCUUAUGGAGUAUAUUCCAGGAGACUUAUUGAUGAAGCAAUGGGACCCUUUGGCGGCUGACUCAGAUGAGACCGAUUCUAACUUAAAGUCGGUUAUUAAUACAGUAGCUGAUUUCCAAAACAAGGUGUUAUCUGUGACAUUCAAUAAGUUCGGAUCAUUAUACUUCAAGAAAGAUGUAGAUGCCUUACAAGCCAAUGAUGUUCCAUAUGAUGGAGAAACUGACCCUGCCUUAAAGGACAGAUGGAGAAUAGGACCUAGUGUAGAACAGCUGUUUGCUAAACAUAAGGAGUUAUUAUUGGUUAAACAAAUCAAUGACCUUAAUGGUCCCUGGGAUGCAAACAAGCCAAGUGAACUUAUAAAGGCUAUUGCUUCUGUAGAAUUAGAGAACUUAAGAACUAGAUUAGCAUUAGCCGAUGCUGACUCGGCAAAUACUAUUGAAGAUGUGUCAUUACUUAACAAACAAAUUCAAACGUUUGAACAUCUCCAAACCAUCAGUCCUUAUUUACUCAACGACAAAUCUAAGUCCAUUAUGAAUGUAGAGGAACUUUUCAAGCCUCGUCUUUUCAUGCCCGAUUUGGAUCCAUUAAAUGUUAUAAACAAUGAAGGCAAAUACUACUUUAUUGAUUUUGAAUAUUCAUCUAUUAAACCAUUCAUCUUCAGUAGUUAUCCUAACUUUGUAACAUAUAAUGGUGCUAAAGUAUAUGAUUUAGAACAAGAUAUUGUUGGUUAUAAGGAAAUGGAUGAAGUAGAACAACAACAAUAUCAAUUCAUGUAUUACAAGACUCGUAAUGAAAGACUUUGGGAAUUACAAUUGAACUCUAACAGACAUGAUUUAAUUGCAAUUGCUUCUCCUCAUAUUAAAGCACUUAAAGGUCCAUAUAUUCAAGCUCUUGAAUUGAAAAAUGAGAAGGAUUACUUAUACGUAGAGGGAAGUAUUAUCCAAUUACAAUCUAUGUGGGAAGCAUAUGUUGCUAAUGAACUUUGUAAUUCCACAGAUACUCAAUUCCCAAUUAGUUACACUGCUGAAUACUUGGACCAACAUCAAGCAGACUUAGAACAGUAUCAAAUGGAAGUAGUAUCUAGUCCAUUUGCAGCUACUGGAGGUUGGAUUCCACAAGAUAUGUUUACUGAACUUAAGAACAAUGGUAUUAUAGUGGAAGAUGAAGCUGGUAACUAUACCAUUGAAACUGAGAAAGUAUUAGACUGAUUGAAUACAUACAUAUACAUACAUUACAUACAUUACAUAUAUAUAUAUACAUUACAUACAUUACAUAUG
Molecule: messenger RNA, 2001 nt
Organism: Scheffersomyces amazonensis
Lineage: Eukaryota; Fungi; Ascomycota; Pichiomycetes; Serinales; Debaryomycetaceae
Exons: 1
Coding region: 52-1932 (626 amino acids)
Cellular component (GO): mitochondrion
Source: RefSeq, a predicted model, not a curated record